Herpailurus yagouaroundi (jaguarundi) is the source of this 2647-nucleotide messenger RNA. RefSeq names its product leucine zipper tumor suppressor 1 (gene LZTS1). The coding region runs from base 349 to 2169 and encodes 606 amino acids. The record is from RefSeq and is a predicted model, not a curated record. The transcript is spliced from 4 exons. NCBI's taxonomy places the organism in Eukaryota, Metazoa, Chordata, Mammalia, Carnivora, Felidae. Gene Ontology annotation, biological process: regulation of synaptic plasticity; regulation of dendrite morphogenesis. Gene Ontology annotation, cellular component: dendritic spine.
CCCGCGCGGUGGCCGGCGCGCGGAGAGCUGGCGGGCGGCGGACGCGCCGGGAGGCCGAAACUUUCUCUGCCCGCCUGGUCCAGCUAGCCAGAGCCGCGAGUUGUGGCGGCGCCGCGGGACCCGCUCGUCCGGCAGCUCUGCUAAGACAACCGGGAACACACUGCGAAACACACUGAAAAAAAAUUCUCAAGUCAGUCCGAGGCUCAAGGGGGCAGGUCUACAGCUCUCCCAGGUUCUGUGAGAAUUCUGCUAUGACCGCAGCUUCUUCUUGGUACCAGGACUGCCCCUUACUGCUGCAGCCACACCAGAUCCCUGCUCUGCCCUGUCUGUCUUUAGCCCCAAGUCAGCAUGGGUAGUGUCAGUAGCCUCAUUUCUGGCCACAGCUUCCAUGGCAAGCACUGCCGGGCUUCACGGUACAAGCUGGGCAAGUCCUCCCAUCUCAAGAAACUCAAUCGAUAUUCAGAUGGGCUUCUGAGAUUUGGCUUCUCCCAGGACUCAGGCCAUGGCAAGUCCAGCUCCAAAAUGGGAAAGAGUGAAGACUUCUUCUACAUCAAGGUCAGCCAGAAAGCCCGGGGCUCCCACCACCCAGAUUACACUGCACUGUCUAGUGGGGACAUAGGCGGCCAGGCUGGGGUGGACUUUGGCCCGUCCACCCCACCCAAGCUUAUGCCCUUCUCCAGUCAGCUAGAAAUGGGGUCAGAGAAAGGUGCAGUGAGGCCCACAGCAUUCAAGCCUGUGCUGCCACGGUCAGGAGCCAUCCUCCACUCAUCCCCUGAGAGUGCCAGCCACCAGCUGCACCCUGCCCCUCCAGACAAGCCCAAGGAACAGGAUCCAAAGCCCAGCCUGUGCUCUGGGGCACUGUCUGACUCUGGCCGGAACUCCAUGUCUAGCCUGCCCACACACAGCACCAGCAGCAGCUACCAGUUGGAUCCACUGGUUACACCAGUGGGGCCCACCAGCCGUUUUGGGGGCUCAGCCCACAAUAUCACCCAGGGCAUCAUCCUCCAGGACAGCAACAUGAUGAGUCUGAAGGCUCUGUCUUUCUCCGAUGGGGGCAGCAAGCUGGCCCACCCAAGCAAGGCAGACAAGGCUUCCUCAUGCAUCCGCUCCCCCAUCUCCACAGAUGAGUGCAGCAUCCAGGAGCUUGAGCAGAAGCUGCUGGAGAGGGAGGGAGCACUCCAGAAGCUGCAGCGUAGCCUUGAGGAGAAGGAGCUGGCCUCCAGUCAGGCUUAUGAAGAGCGGCAGUGGCGCUGCAAGGAGGAGCUGGAUGGCCUGGAGCAGAAGUGCAGUGGCAAGUUGAAGCAAGCCUCACAGAAGAGCCAGCGCACACAGCAGGUGCUGCACCUCCAGGUGCUCCAGCUCCAGCAGGAGAAGAGGCAGCUCCGGCAGGAGCUUGAGAGCCUCAUGAAGGAACAGGACCUGCUGGAGACCAAGCUCAAGUCCUAUGAGAAGGAGAAGACCAGCUUUGCCCCUGCACUGGAAGAGACUCAGUGGGAGGUGUGCCAGAAGUCGGGUGAAAUCUCUCUUCUGAAGCAGCAGCUGAAGGAGUCCCAGACAGAAAUCAACACCAAGGCUAGUGAGAUCCUUAGUCUGAAGGCACAGCUGAAGGACACACGGGGCAAACUGGAGGGCAUGGAGCUGAAGACUCAGGAUUUAGAGAGUGCUCUGCGCACCAAGGGCCUGGAGCUAGAGGUCUGUGAGAAUGAGCUUCAGCGCAAGAAAAAUGAGUCCGAGCUUCUCCGAGAGAAGGUGAACCUGCUGGAGCAGGAGCUGCUGGAGCUGCGGGCCCAGGCUGCCUUGCAGUGGGAAGCUGUGUCUCUGGGGCCAGGGCUAGGGCCAGGGCCUGGGACUACCUUCUCUGAGGACAUCCCCGCCCUGCAGCGGGAGUUGGAGCGGCUGCGUGCAGAGCUCAAGGAGGAGCGGCAAGGCCAUGACCAGAUGUCCUCAGGCUUCCAGCAUGAGCGGUUGGUGUGGAAGGAGGAGAAGGAGAAGGUGAUCCAGUACCAGAAGCAGCUACAGCAGAGCUACCUGGCCAUGUACCAGCGGAAUCAGCGCCUGGAGAAGGCCCUGAAGCAGCUGGCCCAUGGGGACGGUGCAGGGGAGGCCUUUGAAAUUGACCUUGAAGGGGCCGACAUCCCCUACGAGGAUAUCAUAGCCACUGAGAUCUGAGGGGCCUCCUGGGAGAGGGAGAGCCUGGGACCUGACAUUGGGAAGCAGGGGUACAGAGCCUGUAAAGGAGGGCUUCUCUCCCCACUACCCUGCUCAAUAACUCAUGUCUCUGAGAGAAGCCUUCCUCAAGGCACAGACCUGGGACCCAACAGGGGAGGAGAGAGAAGGAGAAGGACUGCUACAUGACUUUUCCAACCCUUGCCCACAUUCCAGCAUAUACCAUCCCUCCAGCCCACCAGACCUCUAGCUUUCCCAACAGAUGCAUCCAGGGAUCUCCAUCAUUUGGUUAAUAGAUCCCUAAACCUUGCCCUUUGUUUAAAAAUAUUUAGACCCUCUCCCAGGGAUGAUGGUGACUGCCAUAUUGGCCAAUGGCCACCCCAUGACAGAAACUCCCUUCUGUGUGUUCCCACAACUGCCUUUUUGCCCCUGAACACAUUGGGAUGCCUUGGGAAUAGAAAGAAGCCAUCUGUGACCAUAA